Saccharomyces eubayanus is the source of this 1233-nucleotide messenger RNA. RefSeq names its product Btn2p (gene BTN2). The transcript has a single exon. Bases 1 to 1233 code for a protein of 410 amino acids. The record is from RefSeq and is a predicted model, not a curated record. NCBI's taxonomy places the organism in Eukaryota, Fungi, Ascomycota, Saccharomycetes, Saccharomycetales, Saccharomycetaceae.
AUGUUUUCCGUAUUUAACUCACCAUGCGUUUUCGAGCAAUUGCCAACUUUCAGCCAGUCCGCUCACAAUUUUGAAUACAACUCUCCAAUGAACUAUCAACCAGAAUGUAAAAGAAGAAGGGCCGUAAGAGCAAAUAAAGGAGCACCAGAAAGAAGAAGUAAAGCUCAAUCGCCAAUUUUAAAGUAUACACUUUCGGAAACGCCAAACGGAUAUAAUCUAAGCUUGUAUAAGCAUAUUUCAUAUUCACUUUUUUCAAAGUACGCUAAUGAGAAACUGGGUGAAUUAAAGGAGAGUCGCUACAGACCAACUUACCACGUCGUUGAAGAUUUUUUUGGAAACCAAUACUAUGUUGAGGAUGAAUUUGAUGAAAAUGCCUUACUAAGAUCCGCAUUAGAAGAUCUAGACUUCAAAGCUAUCGGAAAGAAAAUUGCCAAAGACCUAUUUCAAGAUUACGAAAUAGAAUUGAAUCAUAGAGGUGAUGAAUUGAGCAUAUUGAGUAAGAAGGAUAACAUAUCCAAAGAUUUCUGUUUGGAUGAAGUUUUUGAGGAUGUUUUUGUUAUUGGCUGUGGCGUCGAAAAUAUAGAUGAUGACUCCAGUGACAAAUAUGCUCUUUUAAAGAUUGGUUUGGUUAAGCAUGAAAGAAAAAAUGUAUUAUUGAACUCUCAGCAACCAAAGAUGGUGCAAAAUGAAGUACCCCAAGAACAGCCUCAAGAAGAAGUUGAACCAUUCUAUCCCUCUCCCCAAAAAGAGGACGAGGAAAAGGAAGAAAUGGUAGAAACAUCACCAACCAAAGAUGAACAAAUAAAAAGAUGGAUCGAAGAAGAAAGGCUGAUGCAAGAAGAGAGUAGGCAAGCAAAAAGGGAAAAAUUAGCAAAGGAGAAUCAAGAAAGGCAAAAAAAAGAAAAACAAGCUAAACUAAAAGCCAAGAAGGAAUCUUUAAUGAAAAAGCAAAAAGCUAGGAGAGCGGAGCAAAAAAAAGAACAGGAAUCCAACAAACCAAAAACUUCGAAGAACGAAGUAAGGCACAACAUUAGCAAUGUUGAUGUCACUGGAAGCGACAAUGAAAGUAUAAACAGUGGAUCUGAAAUAAAUUCAGAUUCCUCAAUAACAAGCAACGUUUUAAAAAAACAUAUUUCACCUGUAUUAGAAGACGUUGAAGAUGAAGAGGUUGAUAGGUACAAUGAGCUGUUAACUAGAUCGCCCAGGGGCAAUUCUAUUAUCGAAGACAUAUGA